This is a messenger RNA of Rasamsonia emersonii CBS 393.64, 1323 nucleotides long. RefSeq lists its product as uncharacterized. The transcript has 3 exons. Lineage: Eukaryota; Fungi; Ascomycota; Eurotiomycetes; Eurotiales; Trichocomaceae. The coding region runs from base 1 to 1323 and encodes 440 amino acids. The record is from RefSeq and is a predicted model, not a curated record.
AUGAGCCUCUCUUCGCAGUUGACGAGGUCACUAAACCAGGCUACCCAGGUGGGGGAUAUCCCAGUGACUAUGCUGAGGCUCAUGUUCCGUCUCACGAUGGUUGUUCCACGAAACUUGGGCACCGCAAAAGACGACAUUUACGACUUCCUUCUUACGCACAACAUCCACGAUGUUCAUGUCAAAAUCGUGCAUUAUGAGCUCUGUUUUCAGCCCUCACUAUUUGCUAUUGACCCUAGUCAUCAAGCCGUUGAAAUUUAUGAAAGGGCGAAAAGCAAGCUCGUUGAACAACUUGACGCCAAUCUUAGUGCUUCUUGGAGAGUUCUCUGCCUGUUCAAUGUGGGGCGCACUGAGGAAAACGCGGUCCCAACUGUCGUCGUUAUGGUGGACCCAGGCACCGUGGUUGAUUUCGCAAACAUCCCAGAAAUGGGUUUUUCCAUUGGUGUCAAGGGCGAACGCGGUGGAGGGACUUUGGGAGGCUUUGUGACGCUGAGCCAGAACGGAAUUACCCGUAAGGGUAUCCUUACGAAUUACCAUGUUGUUCGGCCACCGAGCUCUGCGGACGCGAAUCUGCUUCUGCAGGCUGAUCGCCUUGGGUCCUCAAUUCUGAGGCCUGACGAAACACAAGUCGACGUGCUGUACUUGGCUGAUAAAGACGUGAAAGCAACGUUGCAAGACGCCAACAACUCUAUUCGAUCUGUAGAAGAGGAUCUGGAGAGGAUACGAGCAGAGCAAGAAGAACGUAGAGUUGCUGGGGCGAGACCUUCUGUGCGACUUAAAAACACAAUUGAAAGUUUCGAGAACCAAAUCGUCGAGUGGAAAGAAAAACGCCAGAUUCUCCAAUCAAUGCCUGUCAACCUUGGCAAAGUUUUAGUUUCAUCAGGAAAAUCACUUGUGACAAACCGUAUCAUCGACUGGGCUUUCAUAGAAGCCACCUCGGACAAAGUAGGUAGAGCAACGGACCUCACAGCCGGCAUUUGCAACGGCACCCUGGCUUUUUGCAAUUGGGGCAAAAGCGAUCGAACGGAAGAGUAUGUAAUUGUAGACAAAUCGACUGAGCAGCCAGGCCAUACGCAGUCCUCCUUUUGUGCCGCCGGUGAUUCCGGCUCUUUCAUUAUCGACAGGCACGGGAAAAUAUGCGGCCUUCUCUACGGGGAGAUGUCUGGUCUCUGCGGUCCUCCUGGCGAUCAGACCAUGUACAUACGUCCAGUCCGGUCUGGCAACGUCAUGCGAGAUAUCAUCCAUUCAAUCGAAUCUCGCACCACACCGCGAGAUAGUGACGGCAAGCCAACUGGCGAGCCCGCGAUUCUUGGUCUCCCAGAAUGA